AUGGCUGCUGCUAACCCUGAUUCUAGCUCCCCAGGAGAAGAUUCCAAAGAUGCCAUCACUCACGCGGAAACUACAGUUUCUCAAACACCUGUCGAGCAAAGAGAUAAAGCUGCAGCGUUCUUGAACUCUGUGGACGAAGACACCUCCUUCACGUAUGAAGAGGAGAAAGCCGUCCUAAGAAGAAUCGAUUAUCGUGUUCUCCCACUCAUUCUCUGGGCGUACUUCUUCCAACAACUCGACAAAUCUUCCCUCUCCUACGUCUCCAUCUUUGGAAUCACUGAAGAUGCCAAUCUACAUGGUCGUCAAUACUCAUGGCUCGGUUCCAUCUUGUAUCUCGCACAGCUGGCCAUGCAACCACUUGCCGCUUUUCUUCUAGUCAAAGCCCCCACUGGAAAGCUCAUUGCCGGCGCGAUAUUCCUCUGGGGUAGCUCUCUGGCUAUUAUGUCGGCUUGCACAAAUUUCAGGAGUCUCUUGGGUCUGCGUUUCCUGCUAGGGUCCUUUGAAGCCAUGAUAGCACCUUCUUGCGUCGUGGUGACCCAGUCAUGGUACAGACGAUCGGAACAAACUUUGCGGAAUUCUUUCUGGAAUGGAAUGAACGGUGUCACUGCCAUUAUCGGUAGUCUUUUCACGUACGGGCUCGGUCACAUCCACAGCGACACGUUGUACCCAUAUCAGAUUGUCUUCCUAUUUUGUGGCUUACUCACGGUGGCUUAUUCAAUUUUGGUUCUGGCUCUCAUGCCUGAUUCUCCUAUGGAGGCCAAAUAUUUGAGCCAACGCGAGAAAGUCAUUGCCGUUGAACGACUCCGAGCCAAUCAGCAGGGGAUCACAUCAAGACAAUGGCGAUGGGAUCACGUGUGGGAAGUCGCUACCGAUUUGAAAACAUAUCUGUGGUUUCUUAUCAUCACCUCCAUCUCAAUUCCAAGUGGCGGUAUAAGCACAUUUGGAAGUCUCAUCGUCAAGAGUUUCGGGUACAGCAGUUUCACCACGAUUCUUUUCAACAUCCCCUUUGGAGUGAUUCAAGUCCUGGCAAUCAUCGGAUCCGCCUGGGUUGCUACAAAGUGGCAGAGGAAGGGUCUUGUGAUUGCUAUCGCCUCAACCUUCCCCACGGUCGGAACCAUCAUUCUCUUGACUGUCCCCCGAGAACAGAAAGGUGUUCUUCUCUUUGGUUAUUACUUGAUUUCCUGUCUCGCCUGCAUUACUCCACUGAUUUAUGCGUGGCACGUCCAAAACUCCGCGGGAGAUACCAAACGGAAAUGCACCUCAGCCGUCGUCUUCAUCGGCAUGUGCACAGGUAACGUGAUCGGACCGCUUGUCUAUUCCCCUAACCAAGCACCCCUGUACCGCCCAGGCUUGAUCUCCAACCUCAUCAUGUUCGUCCUGGUCGGCGUCCUCGCGGUGGUCAUCUGGUUCUACCUUGUGCUUCUGAACAAGCAGCAUGCAAGGCGAAGGGCAGAGGUGGGUAAAUCUGCGGAGAAAGUCGAUGAGUCGAUGGUGGGGAAGGACAAGAUUGGUAUCAAUAAGGCCGUCGAAUUGGAGGAAGGUCGCAAUGGGGAGCUGAGAGCGAACGAUAAUGGAUUCUCCGAUCUCACGGAUUUGCAAAAUGAGGAUUUUAUCUACGUCUAUUGA
Molecule: messenger RNA, 1626 nt
Organism: Rhinocladiella mackenziei CBS 650.93
Lineage: Eukaryota; Fungi; Ascomycota; Eurotiomycetes; Chaetothyriales; Herpotrichiellaceae
Exons: 6
Coding region: 1-1626 (541 amino acids)
Biological process (GO): transmembrane transport
Cellular component (GO): membrane
Molecular function (GO): transmembrane transporter activity
Source: RefSeq, a predicted model, not a curated record